This is a messenger RNA of Drosophila grimshawi, 1469 nucleotides long. RefSeq lists its product as uncharacterized. NCBI's taxonomy places the organism in Eukaryota, Metazoa, Arthropoda, Insecta, Diptera, Drosophilidae. Gene Ontology annotation, cellular component: cytosol; ESCRT I complex. Bases 269 to 1402 code for a protein of 377 amino acids. The record is from RefSeq and is a predicted model, not a curated record. Gene Ontology annotation, biological process: regulation of epidermal growth factor receptor signaling pathway; endosome to lysosome transport via multivesicular body sorting pathway; virus maturation. The transcript has 6 exons.
CAGCUGACGGACGGAGUGAGCGGGCGGCGGGCGCUAGAAAAUUACGGUGUUCAUUUUUUUCAAUUAUUUUUCGUGUGGUUUCUGACAAAAAGUGCAGUUGUGUAUUAAAAAUAGCAACAAACUUGACAACAAUUGCUUUUUCAAAUGCAAAUUUGUAAACCUGACGCAACUGCAGCAAAAGGAGAGAAGAAACGAUAAGUGAAGUUUUGAGCGAUUUCACUGGUGGCACUUAUUACUAUUGUUGUUGUUAUUGUCGUUGUUGUUGGAUAUGAACAAGGCGGGGAAGCACAUCCAGAGUGGAGGAGGCACCGCUCUGCUUAGCUCACCGCUGCUCGGCUCUACGGGAGUCGGUGGUGGAGGAGGUGGAUUAGGAUCAGGUGCGCCCGCUGGUGGAAUAAUAACGGCAAAUGGCAGCGCCACCAGCCCCAUGAAUGUGUUCAAUUCGAUAAUGAGCUUCCUGCCGGACAAUCGUCCCAUUACCUCGCUCCACAUUGUCGAAGACUUUGAGCGCUGCCCAAAGAACUUUAGUGCUAUACAUCGGACAUACGAUCAGGAUGCGGACGCAGAUCUGUGGCGUGAAAAUAAUCUACUCUUUGGACGCCAGACGACACGCUAUCUCUGCCUCUCCAAAUCCGAGGGUCUGCCCGAAUAUGUUGUUGAGACACUCAAAGUUAUUGCGGAGAAGGUGCCACCGCCAAAGGAAUUCUCGCUGCUCUCUCGCACCGCCGACAGCGAUCAGAAGGCGUGGCGCAAACGGCAAAUCGCCUACAAGUUGUCCAAACGUGGCACCGUCACCCAAGCGGUCACAGACGUCAUACUCUGCUCCAAACUGAAGAUAGCGCCCGAUGGCUUUAAGCUCGCCGGCGAUAUAAACGGUGUCCUCAUCUGCUAUAAAACCAGUGCCAUCGCCACACGACUGCCGCCACCAAUACCCGGCAUCCCCAGCUCCAACUCCAAUGCCAAUGCCAAUGCUAAUUCCAAUUCCAGCUGUGAGGUGGAACAGGCACUAAAUCGUCUCAAUUUGCAUGGACAACAGCAGCAGCGUGCUGGCGGAGCACGUGGUCCAUUGCCGCAGUUGCCCGCAGGUGGGGAACAUCAUGACUAUGAGGAGAUACAGGCGCACUAUCAAAUCAAUUCGCCACAGCGACCUGCGCCGCCACGUCCAGCAACCUCAGGUCGCUCUGGCUAUGGCGGCACUGGCACCCUGGGCACCUACACUGAACUCGAAGGUGUGCCAUUCAUCUUGAAUCCGUUGCUGCAGCGCAGCCAGCCCAUUACUGAAUUGCCUACACUGCCCGACAUCUCAACGUUGCUGAAAACGCUGGAUUAUGACUUUCAACUGGAGCGCCAGAUUCUGUGCACCAUGAAAUCGUCGGCCUCCAAGAAUCCAUUCUUCAAAUAGUUAGUUAGCAACUUAAUUAAAUUGGACGUAUUAAACAAUUAACAAACUAAUCUAAAUUCGAAAACAA